GGCUUGAGGCCCCACGACACACAACUCACGUCACCUAGACCUUGCUAAAACCUGAAAACCCCGCCAUGGAUCAUAGAAGUUCAUCGGAUUAGUUGGAAUCAUCACUCAAUCCUUCACAGCAAUCCUCAAAUGGAAGACAAUCUUCGCCCAAAUCAUUCUCACUCUAAUCCUUCUCCUCGAUCAAUCAUGUUCGUCGCUGAAAUGGACAUCUCCAAUCGAUUAUUUCCCAAAAUGGAACGAGAUAAAGUCGACGUUGAUUGGCUCUACUAUUUGCUCUUCAAAACGCUAUAACAACCAUCAUCGUCUACACCGGACUCGACGUCACUUACUGUAAAACCAUGAAAAUGGUACUAUAGUGGUUUAUCUCGUCUACAAAUCACACCAUGGAGAAGCCAUUGAUGUAUCAACCAAUUUGGGCGAAUCAUAGCCAGCUUUCAAAAUCGAUGAAGACAUUCAGCCUCAACCUGCAUCUCAAGGUUAAUAGGUUGCUGGUGCAGCUGGUGAAGCAGCACGGAGAUAGGAACUGGGCAUGUAUUGCUGAAAAGUUCCCUCUGAGGGCUGGGAAGCAAUGCAGAGAUAGAUGGCUAAACUAUUUGAGGCCAAAUAUCAUGAAAAAUGCAUGGUCUGAGGAAGAUGACAAGCUACUGAUUGAAUUGCACAAACAAUUCGGAAACAAAUGGGCGUAUAUUGCGAGAAUGUUUCCCGAAAGGAGCGAAAACAGCAUCAAGAACCAUUGGAAUGCAACCAAAAGAAGGCAGUUAUCAAUGAAUAAUAACAAAAACAUCAAAUACCCCUCCCUCCUGAAAGACUACAUCACCAGUCUCACUUCAUCGUCUUCCGAUGAUCAAAUCAACAUCCAACAAGAACCUCCGGUGGCUGAUACCACAACUGCUCCAUUAGAGCAGCCAGAAAGCUCGGUUUUUGACUCAAUCCAUCAUCAAUCCGAAACGAGCUUCUGGUCUGAUUCUGUGAUCGGUUAUAAGCCUGAGAUGGUGUUCGAUCAGAAUGAUUUUGAGUUUGAUUUGGUUGAUCAACUGCAAUUUGAUCCGAACGCGGAGAGGGAGUUUCUGGACAUGUUCUGCUGGUAGUUCACUUGGCGGUUUUCGGGUUUCGGUAAUUUGUUGUGCUUUUUAUUGGAAUUACUAAACAUGAUGAUGAACUGCCUUAUCAUCUAACAAAUUUUGAUGAGCUUUUGUUGUAUUUUAUGGGAUUUUUGGGGUUUGUUUGA
Messenger RNA from Cynara cardunculus var. scolymus (artichoke), 1228 nucleotides. Its product is annotated as transcription factor MYB64-like. The coding region runs from base 384 to 1088 and encodes 234 amino acids. Gene Ontology annotation, cellular component: nucleus. Gene Ontology annotation, biological process: regulation of DNA-templated transcription. Lineage: Eukaryota; Viridiplantae; Streptophyta; Magnoliopsida; Asterales; Asteraceae. The transcript is spliced from 4 exons. Gene Ontology annotation, molecular function: DNA-binding transcription factor activity, RNA polymerase II-specific; RNA polymerase II cis-regulatory region sequence-specific DNA binding. The record is from RefSeq and is a predicted model, not a curated record.